This is a messenger RNA of Coniosporium apollinis CBS 100218, 1371 nucleotides long. RefSeq lists its product as uncharacterized. NCBI's taxonomy places the organism in Eukaryota, Fungi, Ascomycota, Dothideomycetes. The record is from RefSeq and is a predicted model, not a curated record. The transcript has 2 exons. The coding region runs from base 1 to 1371 and encodes 456 amino acids.
AUGUCGAACGUCAGCUUGUCCACGCUCUCUCGCGAUACGAUCUCAAAUCUAUCCUCUCUUUUCACCGAACUGCAAGCCGCCAUCAAUCACCUGGGAGUACACCUAGGCGAGCACCACGACAAUCUAGCAGCACUACAAACUUCCAUCAACCAACUUGAGCGUCGAUUGGAUGACGGCUUCCCCUCCGAGAACGCCGUCAAGGCUGUGCAGCUUCAGGUUGAAAGCUACGUCGAGGCAUUUCAAAAGGCUAGGACGGAUCUCACCAGUCUGAGUACCUCGAUGAAUCACCAGCUCAAUCGGUCUCACAGCCUGAAAGAAGAAGUGGAAGGCCUGAAGUCGGCCAUUCGUACUGCUGGCUCCAACUACGACGACAAGUUUGACGACGCGAUUGGUCGCAUCGCGAAGCUAGAACAGAGCCUCAGCACUGUGCAAGCGAACGGCGAAGAGUUUCGAAAGCAUCUCAGCACGCAGCAGCUCGCAUCGCAAGAGCUUCUUCCAAAGGCAGCAGUCGCCUUCGACAAGCUCAGCGCCUUGUCAAAGCGCGUCGACGCCCAAGACAUCCUCCUGCAGUACACGCAGAAGAAGCAGGAGUCCCAAGAGAAGGAGAUCAGCAGCAUCUUGGAGCAACAGGACGACAGUAAGGAGCGGCUUGCCCGCCACAAGAAGCACAUAACGGAGCUUCAGCACGGCAACGGAUGGCUGAAGGACCGCGUCAGGAAGCUGGAGGCUCCGGCCAGCAAGAAGGACACCAGCACCAGCCCUACCAAGCGGGCAGCCAGUCCCAAACCCACCACGCCAGAGAAGCGCCGCGAUCUGGGCGAAACCAACCAUGCCGCGACAUCUGCGUCACCCGCACAGCCCGCGCCCCCAGCAGCCUCCACUCCCACCAAGCCUCCGCGCCAACAGCCCGAAGCCGCCGCUCCGCCCACCGCGCAAACCCACAACCAGGUGCCAACGCCGCAGAAAGCCACGACCGACACGCGCACCCCUCCCAAGCAACCGCCCCCACACCCCGCAGCACCACUCGAGCCAGCCGCGCAUUCCUACGGCCAAGCGCCAACGCCAGAGAAGCACCCAAGGCCAACGGACAGCAGCACCUGGUACCGAGCGCAAAGCGUGCAGCCCCAGCUACAGCGGUCGCUUGCGGACAACUACACCGCUUCGCCAGCGUCGCGGCGCGGUUCGUUCUCUGACCACGCGGCGGGAGGGCGGCCGUUUGAGAACGGACGGGGUUUCCGGCCUGCGCAUCAGAGCCAGGAUCCAAGGCUGCAGGGUCGACUGGGAUACAAGCGGAAGAGCGAGGCUGAUGAUGGGGAUGGUGUGUUUGUGGAGCGGAAGAGGGAGAGGCCUGACCCUUUCGGGAGGAGAUGA